CACAUGUCGCUGCGGGCACAUUACUUUGACAUCUUUGCUUCCCCUCAGAUGACACUUUGGCUCGUACACUUCGACAACUACCGCUCCAAAACUAGCUGGAAAGCUGCCAUGGCGAACGGUGACAGCCAUCCAACUUUGGAGUCGUGGCUAAACCGGGCAACAGAUCCAAACAACCAAGAGGACAGAUGGGACUGCAUCCAGGCUUUCUUUCAAUUGGUUAACAAAGAAGAUAAGGGUCCAGAGGAAGCGCUCAGUCUUCUUGCUCAUAAAAUCCAGUGUCCCCAAGAAAAAGUGGCUCUUCAAGCUCUUACUGUUCUCGAGGCAUGCAUGAACAACUGCGGCAAGAGGUUCCGCGGCGAAGCUGACAAGUAUCGAUUCCUUAACGAGCUGAUCAAAGUUUUGGUGCCGAAGUACUUUGGUUCGUGGACUGCCCAGACAGUUAAAGACAGACUGACCCAGGUUCUUUAUGGUUGGACACUGUGGCUUAAAGAGGAAGCAAAAAUUCAGGCCACCUACUCCAUGCUCAAAAAGCAAGGAAUCAUUGAAAAGGAUCCAGAACUUCCAGACACUAUCAUCAUGACCACUCCACCUCAAAGAGUCUCAGACUCGGUUUUUGACCAAGAGGACAAGGCAACGCUCCUUGACAGGUUGUUAAAAAGGGGACGUCCUGAAGACCUGGAGGCCGCUAAUAUGCUCAUUAAAAGCACAGUAAAAGAGGAGCAAGACAAGGCAGAGAAAGUGUCAAAACGCGAAUCCACAUUGAAAGAGGUGGAAAACAGCAUCGAGCAGCUGAGACAGAUGUUGGAAAAGCAUACUAGUGCGCUUUUACAGCCCAAUGAAAAAUUAAAGGAGCUGUAUAAAAGCUGCGAGUGUUUGAGGCCGAGGCUUUUCCGGCUUGCGAGCGAAACGGCGGACGACGACGCAGCACUGAUGCAGAUCCUGGCGGCAAACGACGAGCUGGCGCUCGUCCUUAACGCCUACAAGCAGCAAACGGAGCGGAAACGAAGCAGUACAAGUGAACAAGGCGAAAUGGAAAACGUCAAAACUCCUACGAGUCCCCGAGAGUUCAAGAGCUACCAACUUAUUGACCUCUCCGCUGUGGACUCACCUCAGGCAGGCAGGACAGACUCACGUUCGUCCUCUGUCUCAUCCUCACCUGUUUUCUUCUCAUGCUUUGAAAGCACUGAACAGAACCCUCCGCCAUCAGAAUUGUCUCUUCUGUCUCCAAAAUCGUACUAUGAUGAACUACUUCAGCUCAAUGUAGCAGUCGAUGGAACAAAUAAAGAGAUGAGCCCUUCGCUGAGAGCUCGCGGAUGCGGAGAAAACGGUUUUUCACUAAAUGGAACGAACAUAGGUUCGCUGAAUCAUCAGUUCACAUGUUUAAGUUUGCCUUCAAGUCCCUCUCUAUCGUCAGCACCUUCAAAAGACGUGCUGAAAGAAAUCUUUGUUCCUAUGGAGAGCAUUAAAUCAAGUCAGUUGGAGCCCAUCACCAUACACGACAAAGGCGGAAUCCACGUCUCGCUUCAUUUCGCCAGGGACUCGCCGCCCGGUCAUCCCGAUGUGGUGGUGGUUGUCGUCUCCACAGUGAACACUUCUUCCUUGGAAGUGAAAGACUUCCUGUUUCAAGCUUCUGUUCUAAAGACCAUGUCAGUAAAACUUCAACCACCGUCAACAACACACCUGCCACCAUACAACCCAUUCCUUCCCCCACCUGGUAUAACACAGGUCAUCCUGUUAGCUAAUCCAAACAAGCGUAAAAUGCGUAUGCGCUAUGAGCUUACGCUGACACACGGACGCCAACAGCUGAACGAGAUCGGAGAAAUACAAAACUUCCCGGACUGGACGUCUCUGAUUGGCUGCUGA
This is a messenger RNA of Nerophis lumbriciformis (worm pipefish), 1863 nucleotides long. Lineage: Eukaryota; Metazoa; Chordata; Actinopteri; Syngnathiformes; Syngnathidae. The record is from RefSeq and is a predicted model, not a curated record.